Molecule: messenger RNA, 1338 nt
Organism: Anastrepha obliqua
Lineage: Eukaryota; Metazoa; Arthropoda; Insecta; Diptera; Tephritidae
Exons: 3
Coding region: 1-1338 (445 amino acids)
Source: RefSeq, a predicted model, not a curated record
AUGACUAAGAAACAUGACAUAAAUAUAAUCAUGGGCGACUUCAAUGCAAAAGUAGGAAAAGAGGAAACAACAAAUGUGACUGGAAAAUUCGGUCUAGGAGACAGAAAUGAAAGGGAAAAUAGACUAGUGCAAUUUUGUCAAGAAGAGGAAUUCAUAAUUGGUAACACGUAUUAUAAAUUAUCAGAGAGACGACUGUACACAUGGAAAUCACCACAAGACGGAAUGAGAAAUAUAAUACGUAAUCAAAUUGACUACAUCUUAAUUAACAAAAGAUUUAAAUCAUCGAUGAUACGGGCAAAAACACUUCCAGGCGCAGACGUUCCUUCUGAUCACAACUUAUUGCUGGCAACGAUACGAUCUCGAUUAACAUCACGGAAAACAAAACAGAAAAAAUCCCAUAUCGAUAUACAAAAACUGGAAAACGACUAUAUUAGAAAUGACUUCCAAAACAAGCUAAAUGAAUUAUUGACAAGCUGCAAUACUGGUGAAAAUCCGAUUGAAUGGUGGAAUAAUACUGCUGACAAGAUAAGAAUACUGACAACUAAUACACUAGGAACAAGAAUUAAUGUAGCAAAAGAAAAAUGGAUGAAUGAUGAAAUUCUGAACUUGAUGAAUGAGAGAAGAAAAUAUCGGAACAUAAACAUUGACGAAUAUAAACGUAGAAACAAAGAAAUCAGAGACAAAAUAAGAGACGCAAGAAACCAAUGGAUGGGCAAACAAUGCGAGGAUAUAGAGCGAUUGGAAAAGUUACAUGAUAGUUUUAAUUUACACAGAAAACUAAAGGAAAUAUGCAACCUGAGAAGAUACAAUACAAUUAAUACAUUAUACGAUACAAACGACAAGGUUAUAACAGACGAAAACGAAAAACGCAAUAUUUGGGUACAAUAUGUCCAUGAAUUAUUCAAAGACGAUUCAAGAGAUUGGUCAGACUCCACAACCAAUAACAGCAGCAGCAUAAAACAGCAGCACAGGAGCUGCAACAACCAAGCAAUUAAGACAGCAGCGCGGGAACUGCGAGUGACCAAUAACAGCAGCAGCAUAAAACAGCAGCACAGGAGCUGCAACAACCAAGCAAUUAAGACAGCAGCGCGGGAACUGCGAGUGACCAAUAACAGCAGCAGCAUAAAACAGCAGCACAGGAGCUGCAACAACCAAGCAAUUAAGACAGCAGCGCGGGAACUGCGAGUGACCAACUUUAUAAAGAAAUUUUUUCUUGUGUUAGUUGAAUCAUUUAGUACUUGUGAGUAUUUUAUAUUGCAACAGAUCAUACUUAAUAACAAUAAUCAGAACCAGGUUUCUGAAACACGUGAGAGUGACUGCGUUGAGAAUUUUAGUUGA